Molecule: messenger RNA, 4089 nt
Organism: Alternaria arborescens
Lineage: Eukaryota; Fungi; Ascomycota; Dothideomycetes; Pleosporales; Pleosporaceae
Exons: 3
Coding region: 1-4089 (1362 amino acids)
Cellular component (GO): nuclear pore
Source: RefSeq, a predicted model, not a curated record
AUGUCGUCCAACAAACGGGGAAAUAUCUUUGGCCAGGGAAAGCCUGAGCGCCCCUACGAAGAGCGCGAAGAUGUCGCGGAUGUGCCCCAGAAGGCAACAGCAGCACAGUUAGCAUCUCGCAAAAUCAAGACCGCGAAAGCCCGUCGACCAGCAGGCGCUUCCUCCGGUCUCUCACAGAGCGCAAACUUUGGCGCACCACAACAGAACGCCUUCAGCUUCGGUGCCUCCGCGCCCGCCCCCGCGAACAACGGCGCGAACGGCUUCGGUAGCAACAAUGCUUUCGGCGGCGGCGCGACUAAUAGCUUCCCACCCGCGCAGCCAGCUGCCCCUAGCAACACUUUUUCAAGCUCAUCCUUCCCAGCUUUUGGAGGUAGCAACCAGGGCACAGGCUUCAAUCCCACACCGCCAUCGUCUGCGGGCUUCAACUUCACAGCUGGAGGUGCAAACCCGUUUGCGAACGCGAACUCGGCACCUGCGACCAACGGAAACACGCCUGCGCCAGCCUUCGGAGGAUCGUCUAUAUUUGGUAACGAUGCUUCAACACAGGGGAAUCCCUUUGGUGGCCUAGGCCAGAACAGCACCACGAGCUCGGCGCCCUCGGGCGGCAUGUUCGGUACUACCAGCUCAACUCCCUCCGGAGGAAUGUUUGGAACAUCCAGCGCCGCGCCGUCAGGAAGUAUGUUCGGUACAUCGAGUGCUGCACCAACAGGAGGCAUGUUCGGAACAUCAAGCGCCGCACCUUCAGGCGGUAUGUUUGGGACGUCAAGUGCUGCGCCCUCUGGUGGUAUGUUUGGAACCUCGAGUGCUGCCCCCAGUGGCAUGUUUGGCACUACGAGCGGCGCCCCGAACGCUACGAGCACUCCCGCUCCUGCAUCUACGCCCUUCACAUUUGGCGCCUCCACUACGUCAGCCUCGAACACGGCAAGCACACCAGCCACGAGCGGCCUGUUCAGCGGGUUUGGCAACUCAGCACAGCCAGCGGCGUCACAAACAAGCACGUUCACGUUCGGUGCUAAUGCGCAGAAGGAAGAGGCGCCCAAGCAGUCGCCUGCGCCCGCAAACAACAUCUUUGGUGGCUUCGGUUCCAACGCACAGAAGAGCGAGAGCAACUCAGAGACUCCGAAGCAAAGCAAUCCUUUCGGGGGUUUGGGUACAAGCGCGCAAGGCACGCCAAAUGCUACCGCGACCGCUCCGGCAUCGAAUCUGUUCAACUUCAGCGCAACUGCACAGAAGUCUGACAGCGCAACAUCGACUGCACCCUCGACCAACCUUUUCGGAACCACAAGCUCUGCCCCUAGCAAUCCGUUUGCGAAUCUCCCAACAACAGAAAACAAAUCCUCCACUGAAACAGCAGGUACAUCAUCGAACUUAUUCGGAAGCCUUAAGAAACCUGAGGAGUCUCGCAGUACAGUAUCGACAGAUGCGCCCAAACCAAAUCCAUUCGCUGCACUUCCAAAGCCGGACGACACGCCUGCUGCAACAGGUAGCAGUUCCGGAUUUAGCCUAUUUGGUGCGAACAAGGAUAGUGGUGCAGCAACAGUGAAAGCUCCCGAAGCACCAAAGUCCAGCCUGUUCCAGCCAUUCAGCACACCGCAGCCGGCAAAGACGACCGACGUGGAGAAAUCACAGGGCGGAAUGUUCACUGCAGCUCAACCCAAGACUAGCUCUGGUAUCUUCUCUCAGACAUUUCAACCCGAGAACAACAACUCGAGCAACUUGUUCAAGAAGCCACAACCAACUUCAGAAGCGCCCAAGGCCACGCCCACCCAAUCCACCGAGGCUUCCAACCCCUUCGCCUCUUUGUCCAAGCCUUCCACCGAUCGCCCCAACUUGUUCAGCGCUUCAAAGGAACUUUCGCAACCCUCUCCUGCGCCCGCCCUGUCAAAUCUCAACGGAGAUUCGCAAGCACUCGAGAUGCCCAAGGUCCCCAAGGUGCACGUUCCGAAGGAGUGGGCUGUUCCAGGUGCCAUUCGUGCACAAAGCAGCGAUGGCCUACUGAAGCAAAUAUCUGAUUUGACCGCCCAACUUCAGGUGUUGAACGACAAGUACCGACACCAGCUAAGCAGCCUUCCCCUCACAGCGGAUUGGUCGAGUGUGUCUCUCUGGCACUACCAACAUGCCGCGGAUAUAAAGAAGAAGAUUGAUAACGCGAAGAAGCAACGCGCAGCUGCACGAGGCAUCACUGGCAACGAAUCAAGCCUGUCUACGAAGCGCAAGGUCAGCGACGAGAGCCCCGAAGUCCGUCGUGACCCAUCUCCCUCCAAGCGAGCUCGCGCAACCGAAGCGCCUUCCAGUCCAACUCCUCAGUUGUCGGGUUCUACGCCGAAGCUCAGUGCGCCAGCAACAGCAACAUCGAACAUGUUUGCCAAGGCAAUCGGUAACAAGCCUUCUACACCUGCGGCAACAUCAUCGACAAGUCUCUUUGCGCCAAAGACGGCCGAGAAGCCCGCUACGGAACCCUCAAAACCAGCUGCACCAACUACAGGAUUCGUCUUCACACCGUCAGCGCCGACUGCUAACGGUGCAGAGACCUCCGGCUUCAAGCCAAGCUUUGGUGGCAGCUCCACAGGUACCUCAGCCUCUACUGGAUUCAAGCCAAACUUCGGUGGUAGUUCGACCAGUACAUCGGCUUCUGCUGGGUUCAAGCCAAACUUUGGUAGUGCUCCAGCGGGUGGCUUCAUGGCCCAGUUCACCAAGACCGCAAAGACUUACGAGGAGCUGGCCGCAGAACGCAAGAAGAAGGCUAUGGAUGAGGACUACGAUUCCGACGAUGAAACCAAAGAGGAAUGGUCUGCUAGGUACGACAAGGCUGAGGCUGAGCGCCUCGCUAAGGAGAAGGAGAUUGCCGCCUCAACUAAAUUUGUCCUGCCUGGUUCUGAACCAGCUGGUAGCACGUCGCCGAAAGACAAUCCGUUUUCUGGUUUUUUGAAGCCUAAGAGCGAUGCACCUGCUCCAAAAGCUGCCAGUCCCGCGCCAUCUGCAGGUAGUCAAUCAGUUUUCGAUGCUUCUGCCUCGCAAACGUCAUCGCCCAACAUUUUCGGCCAUCUGUCAGGAGCAUCAUCCAACAACCAAGAAGAGUCUGACGAAGAUGAUGCCGAACAACAAGACACUGUUGGCUCAGCAGAUCCAGCUACGCCUACACAACGCGCAUUUGGCGAGUCGGAGACAGAGUCUGAAGACACCCAGAAGCAGGAUACAGCUCCCAAGGGCAGUUUACUCUCAAGGAUAACCAGAGAUAAUGACUCCGAAUCAGAAAAGGAGAAUAGUGGCGCCUCUUCCAUGUUUGGCCAAACCAACGGUACUACCACUCCGGCCAACAAGCCCUUCCAGUUCUUUGACUUUGGUGCUGCAUCCAAGACAGCGCCACCAAAGUCCGAUACGUUUGCUGGCGAUCAGACCUUCAAGGUCGGUACUCCGAUCAAGUUUGGCGGAGCUCCCGCUACUGAGAAGAAGGACGGUCCAAAAUUCAACUUCCAGCCUGCUACACCUGCAGCGGGCGAGUUCUCAACCACGCCAGCGAAGCCACCACCUGCCUCGAUUUUCAACUUCGCUCCGUCAACAGGUGGAUCGUCCCUUUUUGCACCGUCAGGUGGCAACUCUGUGACCUCGUCUGUGUUUUCUUCGCGCGCUGCCACGCCUCUAUCUGAAGCUGGUGAGACUACUGCAGCAUCUGCAGCAGAGGACGACGAAGAAGGUGGCAAGCAAGAACAGAUUGACUUGACCAAGUUGACUGAAGACGAGCUUGAAACUUACGACAUUAUCUUCCAUACCGAAGUCGUACUCGCCAAGCACCAAGAGGGAGAGAAGGGUUGGACGAACAUUGCCAAGGGCCCUUUUUGGAUUCUCAAGGACAAGCAAACGGGCAAGUGCUCUGUUCGAGUCCGUAUCCCGAGCGGCGCCACACCGCUCAAUUACCAGAUUCUACCCGCGCUGCCCGCCACUGUCACCGGUGGUAGCAAGAAGAUGGUCAUGGCGACCAAGCCCGCCAAGGAAGGCGGCUUGCAGUCCGUUCUUUAUGCUGUCAAGACGCCUGAAAUUGCACAAGAAUUGGCAGCGAAGUACACGGAGUCGGUUCCUAAAUCACAGUAG